AUGAAUAGAACACAAGAACAAGAACCAGAAAAUGAUAACUCAAGAAAAUCAUUACAAUCCAUCAUAGAUCAUCAACAAAUCAUCAUGAUCAAACUAACACCAUUACCCUACAAAACCACACUAGACUCGCUCACUUCAUGGAUCUUAUCAUUAUCAGACCCACCUUACACCUUACGAAAACCCAGAAUAAUAGACAUCAGUCAAGAUUUCCAAGAAGGCUUAUUAAUCUAUAAUGACAUAAAUGAUCGAUUGAUUGAUGAUUUGUUUGAUUCAAUCUUUCAAUUAAACCAAAUCCAAGUCAAUUCGUUAGAAGAACAAAGAUGGAUUUCGGUUGGAGCCAAUCAUUAUCAUCAUCCUAACUCUCGACGACGACUUGAUCCUAUUCGGUUUAAGUUUAUGAGUUCUGGGUAUUUAGAUACAUCGGUUUUAGGUUUAUAUUCUUCUUCUGAUCUUUUAUCUCGUGAAGAUGAUCAAGAUCAAGAAAAACCCAAACCCAAACCAAUCAACCAAUCCACUUCAACUUCAACUUCCACUUCCAAAUCGAAAGCUGAAUGGAAUUCAAUUAUCAUUAAACAAAAAAAAAUACAGUUAAAAGAAACUGAACAAAACAUUAAACAACAAAAACUUAAAGAAGAUGCCAUCAAGUUAAUCCAUCAACGAUCCAAUCGACUUUCACAACAUCAAAAAUUAAUCAAUUCAGCUAUCAAAAGAAAACAUGAUUCUGAUCUAAUGACUUCUACUUCUGGUCCUUCUGCUUCUGGAUCUGGAUCUGGAUCUCAUCAAGAAAACUUAUAA
Molecule: messenger RNA, 795 nt
Organism: Melampsora larici-populina 98AG31
Lineage: Eukaryota; Fungi; Basidiomycota; Pucciniomycetes; Pucciniales; Melampsoraceae
Exons: 2
Coding region: 1-795 (264 amino acids)
Source: RefSeq, a predicted model, not a curated record